AUGGAUACUAAGGCUAAUGAUGUCGAUGAAAACGAGUCUCCCCUCAUUGAACAACUCGAAUGGGGAUCUAUUCAAGUCAAAGGAUUUUCUCCUGGCAAAGAUUUUAAACUUUUUCCAGGAGGCGCUUUAGAAUGGGACUGGAAUGAAACAAAUACUCGUCAUGUUCCAGGAAUUCAACAAAAAGAUGUCGAAUUUUUGAUUGAAAAAGGAGCAAAAUAUAUCGUACUAUCGAGAGGUAUGAAAAAUAAACUUCAAACACCAAAAGAAACUGAAGAUUUCCUCGAAAAACAAAAGACGAACUUGGAUAUCACUGAUUAUUUCAUUAGAACAACUUUAGAAGCACAGAAACUUUAUAAUCAAUUGGUUCUAGAAAAGAAACCUGUUGGAGCAUUGAUACACUCAACAUGCUGA
Rotaria socialis is the source of this 411-nucleotide messenger RNA. The record is from the annotation of a GenBank genome assembly. Lineage: Eukaryota; Metazoa; Rotifera; Eurotatoria; Philodinida; Philodinidae.